AUUUCCUUGUUGCAAAAAUGUCAUGAUUCUUUCACUUUCGCUUUUUUAGGGCAACCUGCGUUUCGUCUUUCGCAGCAUGUCCAACUACAAAGAGAAUCCGUUGCCGUCCUUAACUGAGGCUUCGUUGAUAUAAUCGACACUAUAUUUAUAAUAUAUCGGUAUCUAUAACCCCCGCCUGCCCGAACAAUAUUGCUGAACGUCUAAAAAGACUAUUACGCCAUCUGCAUGUAUUGCAGCUUCCUUGUUAUUGACUUUCUUACAGGAAAGCUCUACAGGCAAAGUUGACCCCCUAAAUCAGAUUUGACAGCCAUGAAGAGUGCCAGCAGUGAAAAAUCAUUAAGCAUACUUCCAGACCUUCGUCAGGAUUAUUUGAACUACUACGAAAAAGUCUGUCUUGACGGUAAUCUCAAACUCUGCACGGAGACUGAAGUGACAGAAAAGGCGAAACGCUUCCUGUUUUCAGAAACUAAUCCAGGAGAAAGGUUUGAAGUUUUUGACUUUUACUGGGCUGUAUCAGAAUGCCUACGAGUGCGUCAAAACCAAUGUCGGGAUGUGUUCGAGGGUCUGAUAAAAGCCACCGAAGUCUUAGAAAUGUUUUGUGUCAACCUGUUUCUUUUUCCGUGGAAGAAGGAAAUCAGAUCACUGAAGACUUUCACAGGGCCCUUUGUCUACAUAAUUCAGCCUGUGCUGCCACCAGACACUGUCAGGAGCGUCCUGGAAACUAUAGGAUAUUACCUAGAAACUGACACAGAGUACAGAUUGAGCAAGAAUAUAGACUUUACAAAAGUAAAGAAAGUGGGGUUUGAACUGUUUCUGGCCAGGCAGGAAUGUGAGUACUUGCUAGAAGUCAUGGGUCAAAAGGAAGAAGCAGAGUGUUUACUAAUCAUUAAGCAGAGAUUUCCAGCACUACGUGGUCACAAAGAAAUUGCUGAAGCCUUGGUUGGGGAAGACUUCAUAGAGGAGAAGCUGGAAAACGACAGUUCUCUGUUAGGCCCAGGAAGAGCCAUGAGAGAAGAAAGUCAAAUGGAGUUUGAGCCAGGACAAAGGUUGGAAGAGGAGCCUCUAAAUGCAGAGAUCAGAAUUUCAGAGGAAGCAGAAACACCUGAUUUGGGACCUAGCAGGAGCAUACUAAGUGAAGACAGCUCAAUCUCAGAGAUGCGUGCCAAUUACCCUGACCUUACUUUCCGGCAGAAACGUAUCUUCAGUUAUACUCAAGAACAUUCUGCAGCACAGCGUAACAAUUUAGGAGAUAAAAGAAUGCCUGAAAUACAUGAUCUGAGUGGUCCUCAAUCUAUUGCCAUGUUCACAGUUUCUGCACUUCCUAAUGAACUACAAGCGGCACAGUUAGCAAAAGAAGACAUCGUCAAGCAUCCACCUCUGAACAAACACAGCAGAAGUUCAGCAGCAUUGGAAUCAUUCAGUCCUCCAGCUGCCAUGCACAAUACAGGACAUAUUGAAAGCAAACAGGUUCUCGAAGAGCAGUCUGCAACAACUGAUAACAUUUUGUCUGAGAUAACUAUGAAGUUUAACAACCUAGGGUUUAAAGAUAGUCUUCCAGAGGAAAGUCUCAAAUACCCCAUUGAAGAGACAUCUCAGAUGGGUGGCAUUUGCCAUGACCUUGGCAAACACAAGCCUCCUUAUUUACCAGAAGUUAAAAAACAGCCCGUUGUUUGCCACCCAUCUGCAGUUUUAGUCAGCAACAUACCUGACUGCAACUGCAGUGUCUCAGCAGACCCAGACUGGAGAAAAUCCUUCACAAAGGCUGAUGUUCCUACUACAUCCUUCUCUGAUGACAAUUUGACACCUAAUGCCAUCAAAGAGCCACCCCAGUCUUUUUACAUCCCACCCAGAAGCAUUGACAACCAGAUUCCCAUUGAGGAACUAAAUGCAGAAAGUAUCAGCUGCCCAAACAGCUGUAAUGAGACUUGCCAACCACCAAGUAAGAAAGACACAUUAGCAACAGAGGAUGACCUGUUGAAAGGCUAUGUUUUGGUUUAACACAUGAAAAAAUAAAUACAAAGAAUAGCUAUGCAGCAAUCACUAACAGGACAGAGUAUAAGACAAGAAGCAAAUAUUUGAGAAUACUAAUUGUGUAAUGUAUGCUACUGAGAUGUAUCAGAAAUCUCAGUGGAAUUGGGGAGAUCCUGAAAGGGUGGAGGUAGGGGUGUAAAUGCCAGUGCAUGACAGGAUACACCUGAGUGGUGAUGUUUAUGAACAGGAGUGCAGAAGUGGGAAAAAAUUAGGAUUCCGACUUCCUACUAAUUCAGUUUUCAAUAUUUGUUCAAUAUUUCUGUGGCAUCAAAAGAAUGCAUUGCAAAACCUUUAAAAAGGUUUAAGACUUGAAAUCAUUAUCAAAAAGGUCACUAGGGUAAAUGUAGGAGCCUAACCUAACAAUAACUGCUGGUAAAAAUUUAAAUGGUCUGAACUUUGAGAAAAAGGAGAUGGAAGAGUCCAAAUUCAGCCUAAAUGCGUUCAUUGAAGCAAGAGUACUUUAGGUCUGGUGACACUAGUCUUGGCAGUGGACUGUCAUAUUCUUUCACUUCUUUAAAUUGGAAAUUGGAAGAGUGCUAUUGAGAUAGAAUGGACAUUAGUCAGCCAGGGCUUUAAGUAGACUGGCAACUUCUGUGGCCUAUUGGGCGCUUACAGAUUUGCAGUGAUGUCACAGAGAGAUGUAACACUCCUUUAAGGAACUGAUCUAAGCUCACAGGACAUUAUAAGUUAAAUGUGAGCAUUUCUGUAUUAACCUCAGAAGUGGAACUUUAAUAUAACAGAUAUUUUAGCUACAAGACCAAAUGUUUAAAUUUUAACAUGUAUAAAAGGAGUGCAUGCAUCCUAAAAAUAACAGGUGAUGUAUAUUUAAAAAAAACACAAUGUAAAAUGAGGUGUUUCAUUUGUAAAGCUUAUAUUAUUAAUGCCAAAGGAUUAUUACCAUUUGUACUAACAAUUGAUGUCAUGUGUAAGAUGACAUUUUUAACAAAGUGUAAAUAAAUUCAAAAGAAUAAGGUUAUGACUUUUAGAUAAGCAUUGCAAACUUGGCAACUUGUUACUUUGCUUAACCAAAUGAGCUAGAUAGACCCAGUAACUCCUUUCUUUUAAAACCUUUUUGCUCUUCAUGUUUGUCAUAUGACUAGUUUUGUUCACUGCCAUACACUGCCAGCUUUCCAGUACUAGUUACCUGUUAUAGUAACAUGUAAAGUUCAGGUAAAAGUGUAGAUUUAACUGAUAGAAUUAACAUGAUUCCAUUAUAUAACUGACUUUAUGUAAAUCUAUUUGUGAAAAUUGAGAAUAACGUUAAAGUUGUGAAUGUACAUGUACAGUUUCAGAGCUGUUGUUGAACAUGUUUAAAGUCAAUUUAAAGCUAAAUUAAAAGCUUUUUUAUCAUUA
Molecule: messenger RNA, 3384 nt
Organism: Lepisosteus oculatus (spotted gar)
Lineage: Eukaryota; Metazoa; Chordata; Actinopteri; Semionotiformes; Lepisosteidae
Cellular component (GO): cytoplasm
Source: RefSeq, a predicted model, not a curated record